Messenger RNA from Sclerotinia borealis F-4128, 636 nucleotides. NCBI's taxonomy places the organism in Eukaryota, Fungi, Ascomycota, Leotiomycetes, Helotiales, Sclerotiniaceae. The record is from the annotation of a GenBank genome assembly.
AUGGCUAUCGACGAGAUAAUCACAGAUCCAUCUCUCAACCUUGCCCUUGAGACAUCAAAUCAAACGCGUGAACAAGCAAUUGCUCUCCUCAACUUCGUAUCGACAGCACCUACUACCUCUCCUCCGUCGAAUGAAGUUCUACUGCAAAUUUCUAAACAACAAAAACUACUCCUCACAUACCUCGCACAGCUGAGGGGUUUACAUCGUGAUUCCCAUGCUGGCGCACGAGAAACAAAGGCUCUAACCGCGGAGGCGCGUCAAGAAGUAGACAGGCUGCACCUACAAUUACAAAACCUAUACUAUGAGCAACGGCACUUACAAGGAGAAAUUGCUGCUUGUGAAUCAUACGAUCACAAAUACCAGCAACUUCCCCUAAUACCCAUCAACGAGUUUCUGGCGCAACAUCCCGAACAUGCUGACGCUGAUGAGAAUGCGCUUAUGAUUGCAAGAAUAGAUCAUGAACAUCAAGAAAGAUUGAAGUUGGAGGAGCAGAGACAAGGACUUUUGAAGAAGAAACAAGGGUUGAUUGCCGACAAUAAGAAAAGGAAGGAUGAUCUAGCCAACCUUGACAAAGAUUUGGAGAAGUUUAUUGAUGUGAGUCUACAGCUUGUUCAAGCCAUCUCUAGUAAGGGAUAA